Penicillium canariense is the source of this 357-nucleotide messenger RNA. Its product is annotated as SCF ubiquitin ligase complex subunit HRT1. Bases 1 to 357 code for a protein of 118 amino acids. Gene Ontology annotation, biological process: ubiquitin-dependent protein catabolic process; protein ubiquitination. The transcript is spliced from 4 exons. Gene Ontology annotation, molecular function: zinc ion binding; cullin family protein binding; ubiquitin protein ligase activity. Gene Ontology annotation, cellular component: nucleus; cullin-RING ubiquitin ligase complex. The record is from RefSeq and is a predicted model, not a curated record. Lineage: Eukaryota; Fungi; Ascomycota; Eurotiomycetes; Eurotiales; Aspergillaceae.
AUGGCGGACGUCGAAAUGAAGGAAGCCUCCGGAUCUGCAUCCAAGGGCAAGGCCGUCACCAAGGGCUCCGACGGGGCCAGUGACAAGAAGAAGUUCGAAGUGAAGAAGUGGAACGCCGUCGCCCUCUGGGCCUGGGAUAUCGUCGUCGACAACUGCGCCAUCUGCCGGAACCACAUCAUGGACUUGUGCAUCGAAUGCCAAGCGAACCAGGGCUCAUCAACCACGGAGGAGUGCACCGUCGCAUGGGGAAUCUGCAACCAUGCGUUCCACUUCCACUGCAUCUCACGGUGGCUGAAGACCCGGCAGGUGUGCCCACUCGACAACCGAGACUGGGAGUUUCAAAAGUACGGACGGUAG